Messenger RNA from Gadus chalcogrammus (walleye pollock), 2648 nucleotides. RefSeq lists its product as uncharacterized. Gene Ontology annotation, biological process: cell surface receptor signaling pathway. The coding region runs from base 140 to 1732 and encodes 530 amino acids. The record is from RefSeq and is a predicted model, not a curated record. Gene Ontology annotation, molecular function: transmembrane signaling receptor activity. Lineage: Eukaryota; Metazoa; Chordata; Actinopteri; Gadiformes; Gadidae. The transcript has 13 exons.
UGUGUGGAUGGGUGGGUGUGUGUGAGAGUGUGUGUGUGUCUUUAGACUGAGUAGAUACGAGCACACGCUGACACUAACGUGGAUAUUAAUAAGGAUUAUCUUAACUUCACGCCACCACCUAUCAGUGUUGCUGUUGGAGAUGUUGUCUUCUCUGGUUGUGGCCGUGCUGGGUUUCUUCUGCUUCAGCUUGGAGACCAAUGCGUCUCCUCUGGGACCUCCGCUGCUCUACGGACCCGACGUAGCGCUGGACGGACACGUCGUUGAGUUUGGGUGUCGGGUGCUCCGCCCCCCAGGAGAGCCCCUCCUCCUGCAGCUGUUCAGGCAGGGGCUCCGCUCCAGGGCCCUGGCUUUCUACACCUCCCUGGACGGCAGCCCGGCCGUCUUCCCCAUGGUGGUCCGACGCGCCUCCCACGAGGGGAACCUGGAGUGUGUGGCCAGCGUGCAGAACAACUCCCGGAUCCAGCCCUCCGUCAGCCCACCGCAUCGCCUCAAGGUCCUGGUGCCCGUGGGCGGAGCCACGCUCGCCAUCCGCUCCCGGGAGGAGGAGUUCUUUGAGGGGGAGCGUCUGGUUCUGAGCUGUAACGUGACGUCAGGGAACUACGUCUCCUACAGCUGGCUGCUGGACGACCAGCCCCCCCCCGGCCCCGCCCCCCAGCCUGGCCCCGCCCCCCACCACACCCACCAGGACCUCCUCAUCCCCAGAGCUGGACCGCAGCACUCUGGGAGCUACGUCUGUGUCGCCUCCAACCGAUACAACGACACCGAGGUCUACCGCGCGGCCAGCCCCAAGGUCAUGAUCACAGUCAAAGAGUUGGCCUCCCGCCCUGACCUCUCCUACGCCGUGGAGAAGCAGAACCAGACCUUCUCGGCGCGGGUCACCUGCCUGUCCAGCAGAGGGACCCCCCCGAUCACCUUCUCCCUCCUGGGGGGCGCCGUGCUCCUGGCCCGGCAGACCUCCGAGCAGGGUCCGAGCACCUCCUUCAGCGUGCCCCUGGUCCCGGACGCCCCGCCCCGAGGGCUGCGCUGCCGGGCCGAGAACGGGGGGCGGGUCGCGGACGGGACGGAGACGGCCGUACACGUGGCGCCGGUGGGCGGGCCGGUGACCCUGACCUAUGAGUACAUCACGGCGGAGGACUUCUCCGUGACCGCGGUGACGUUCUUCUGCCGGGUGGCCAAGGGGAGCCACGCCCGCUUCCAGUGGUUCCUCAACGGCACCCUGCUGGGCCCGGACGCACCGGCCUUCUACACCCUGCUGCAGCCGUCCGCCCGGCAGUCUGUCCUCCUGCUGCCCGUGGACAGACGGAGCUCCGGGACGUACCACUGCCGGGUGUCAGACCUCUACGACAACACGACGGGGGUCCCGAGCGGGAAGCUGUACCUAGACAGAGAAGCGCUGAACCGCCUCUCCAGCGCGGUCGUCGCGGUGGUCUUCAGCUGCUUUGGUCUGUUGAUCGCCUGCGUCUCCGCCUGCUGCUGCGCUGGGCUGAUCGGCAGGAGGAGACAGGAGCGCCUUAAACCGACGUGGACCUCCGAGGUGAGGGGCGUGGUCCUGGCCUUUGAAGAGGAUCUGGACUGGGAGGAGUACCGAGAGCAGGCUGAGGGCCUCACCGCCGCCGGAGUGGAGUCUGAUCUGCAGGAGGCCCUGGCCUCGGAGGAGGAGGAGGAGCAGCGGCCGGAGAACCGGGAGACUCAGAGGAGAACACGGAGCGAUGAGGAGAACACGGAGCCAUGAGGAGGAGAACACGGAGCGAUGAGGAGGAGAACACGGAGCGAUGAGGAGGAGAACACGGAGCGAUAAGGAGGAGAACGCAGGAGGAGCAGCCAGAGAACCGGGGAACCGGAGCUGAACAGCGCUGGUCUGAACAGAACUCUCAACUGGUCGGUUUGGGACCAGAAAACAUCUGUAAUCUGAUAUAAGGUUCCCCGGUCAUAACCAACAGCUUUAAUAUAUGACAUAAUAAUAAUAUAGAUAAAAUAACUUAAAGAACUGGUCUGCCUCGACUUUUAAUGUACACAUGUCUUCCAAUAAUACAGGCACGGCCUGUGUCAUUUUGUUUUCAGGCAAAGUGAUACCUUUUUUUCCCUAGUUAUUAUUUUUAUUAUUAUUGUAAUAUAAUACAUUAUUAUUACUACUAUUAUUAAUCCCCCUGCUGGUAACCUGCGGUAACAGCAGGUCAGCUGCCCCUGCUGAUUCCCUAAGGUAACAGCAGGUCUGCCGCCCCCUGCUGGUAACCCGAGGUAACAGCAGAUCUGCCGCCUCCUGCUGGUACCAGGAGUUACUGCUGUCUGGAGAAAAACGCCACGUACAAUAGGGUAGCAUAAUCCUUUUAAUGUGACUGGGUUAGAACCAUUACGUUUGUUCAAUUAGGGUUAGGAAUUCCACGUAUGCCUAAGUCUGUAAUAUUAAAGCUUAGUGGAUACUCGCACUGCACUGGCAUAGUUUAAAGUAUCCAACAUUUAGAUAAUCGUGUCGUCAUUCCCAUCCCUCCACGACGCUAUCUGGUUGGGAACAGACCUUUUAAUAAAGUCAUUCAUUAAAAUUAAAAGUCAUAAAGGCACAAACUUUCUUAAGUCAACGGGUUUCUAAAGCUCUAAAGCAAGUCUGGUGUACAGUCAAUAAGACGCGUGACGUCAGACGCCCAGUCAUU